AUGAUAACAAACAACCACACCGAACACACUCAAAAAGAUUCCUACUAUUCGUCUAUAUUUGAUGACUAUGCUAGAACAAACUCUCCUCCAAACGACGGAUCACGGCUAACGGUCAACUCGGCUUGGACGCACACGCAAACAGCAGCUAGACGACGACCUUCACUAAACGUAACCCGUACCCGUGAUACUGAUUACAGUAUUAGGAGACAACCCUCGUAUGACUUUCCUUCUUCGUCCUCGUCUUCUCAUAUAUUUCAUAAUCCAGCUCAUAAACCAAGCCCAUUGAGUUCGUCUUUUACUAAGGGUCAACGCGCACACUCGCAAGAACCACCGAGUCCAGAAUACGUUCUCUCGCAAUACUACGAAGGCCGCGAAGAUAAAGAUCAAAAUCCAAAGAUAUCAUCUGCAAACGACUAUUCCGACAUUCGCGGACUAUGUGAUAAAGUAGAGCGUAGACACUCUGAAGACGACAAUGUCAACAACUUGGCUAUUCCGUCAUACGGUAGACUAAGCAGAUCCCGCAAUCGAUCGCCAUCUCCAUCUGGGAGCAGUAUUGCUGAGACAAGAUGUUCAUCACUAAGCAGUUUCGAUGGCGACGAUGUUCUUCAGUCGCCUAAUUCUAUAGCUCCUAGUUACCUGUCUCGCACUCUGGAAAGAACCCCAUCCAGCACAUCCAUGACGAAUAAUGUGUCUAAUUUCAACUAUGGAUUUGUGAACGGGGCUGGCCGGAACAGCGAUAGGGAUCAGUAUGGAUUCAAGAAAUCGUAUCAAUGGAUAAGUCGAGAGAAGUAUGCAGAAUUUGAAGCAGUGUAUUCACGUAUUCAAGCAAGACGUAAAAUCAAAUGGGAUACACUGUUGGCAGAAAACAGUGGCUUGUUUCCCAGUAGGAAUAGCAAAAUAAAGAGAUAUAUUAGGAAAGGUGUUCCGCCUUCUUUGCGCGGACAGGUAUGGUUUCAUUACAGUGGUGCCGAAACAAAAAUGAAAGUUCAUCCUGGUUUAUAUGACAUGCUCGUAAUGAAAUCAUUGGACCCAAAAACACAGAAUGAAUACGCAGAAAUCAUUGAGCGCGACCUCCAUAGAACAUUUCCCGAAAAUAUCAAAUUCAAAGCAACCACAGAUGUUACAGACGAUCCGUCAUCAACUCUUGCGACCGAAAAUGUUCCCAUGAUUCAAUCACUCAGGCGUGUUCUCGUUGCCUUCUCUUUGUACUCUCCUAAUAUUGGAUACUGUCAAUCUCUUAAUUAUAUUGCUGGUCUGCUUCUUUUAUUCAUGGAGGAAGAGAAAGCUUUUUGGACUCUUGUUACAAUGAUACAUGAUUACCUUCCAGAAAAUAUGUAUGAUGUUACAAUGGAAGGAUCUAAUGUAGAUCAGGCCGUAUUAAUGAUGUUUAUAAUGGAGAAAAUGCCUCACAUAUGGAAUAAACUGAGUGGCGGAUUUGGAUGGGAUAUGGAAAAGUUAGAUGGGAAUAUGCCUAUCAUAACUCUUGUGACGAGCCACUGGUUUUUGACUUUGUAUAUACAUAUCCUUCCCAUAGAGACGAUGCUAAGAGUUUGGGAUUGUUUCUUCUAUGAGGGAAAUAAGGUCCUCUUUCGGGUGGCAUUGGCGAUCUUUAAGUCGAAUGAAAAUAAGAUUCUUGCUGUUGAAGACGCAAUGGAAGUCUUCCAAACAGUACAGAACAUUCCUAAAGGCAUAAUCGAUUGCCACAAGCUGAUGGGGAUAUGUUUCCGUCGACGGAAAGUGGGUUGUGAUAUAACUCGUAAAGAGAUCGAGAGACGUCGCAAUUUCUUCCGUGAAAGACGGAAGAAACGGGUUGAAACAAUGCUGUACAGGAAAUGA
Messenger RNA from Paraglomus occultum, 1836 nucleotides. The record is from the annotation of a GenBank genome assembly. Lineage: Eukaryota; Fungi; Glomeromycota; Glomeromycetes; Paraglomerales; Paraglomeraceae.